Messenger RNA from Sclerotinia borealis F-4128, 1635 nucleotides. Lineage: Eukaryota; Fungi; Ascomycota; Leotiomycetes; Helotiales; Sclerotiniaceae. The record is from the annotation of a GenBank genome assembly.
AUGAACGACCAGCAUAAGGAGAUCACUCCAUCGGCAACUUCAAUGACAAUGAACGAAGAAACCGUAAUAGUACAAGGUAUCACGAGCGAUACACCUACUACCAAUCGACCCGGAAGCUUUCUACCUGCAAAUACCAUCAAGCGUGAUGGAAUUUCCGAAUCCGAUGAUGAAGGCGGGUUUGUAUAUGGAAACAUGAUGUCCGAAGACGACAUACCGGUAGAUGAGGAAGAAGAGAUAGAAAAUGUGACGCUCUCUUCGAAACGCAAACGUACAUCCGUUAAUUACGAUCUUUCUUGGGAAGAACCAGAUCCCAGUGCUAGGCCAAAACGGACAAAGUCAAAACCCACUAAGCCCGCCCCGAAAAUGCGUGGGGUCAUUAUUGGCAUCUGGAGAGAGUCAGAGCAGCCCAAAGACGAGGAUAAGCAAAUCAUCCAUGGCUUCAUUGAUGAUGGAGAUCGCCUUCGUUUUAGGAUGCACGGCACGAACCGUCAGCACAAUAAAACUCUCGCCAUCCCUCCAGGACCCUACGGUUGCUGGGUCAAGAUGCAAAACAUUAUCUUGGAUCCUCAUCUCAGUGGUAUGACUCACGAAGAGCUCAAAAAAUAUGUGCUUCUCGAGUCACGGAAAGAUCUCGAGGAGCCCAAACAAUCAGCUGGGUAUCCCCAAGAUAUAUCAGAUAUGCUCAAAGCUUCUCCGAACGUCAAAGACACCCAAGCAUCACCUAAAUCUGAAAUACUUCUCGGCUAUUGGAAAGACUCGAGCGAAAAGGAUAUCAAAAACAAACAUGCUGUAUUUGGUACUGUCACUAUCAAUGACCGUUUCCGAUUUAUCGUUCGAAGAUCAACUCGUGAUGGACGUGAUAUGAUCGGGAAUUAUCCGCACGGCGGCGGCAGAUAUCAGGUUCAGUUCGAUAAGAUAGUGCUCGAGCCAAAUCUAUUUAAACUGAAGCGUUCGGAGAUUGAGCAGUAUAUUCUGAUUCGUCAAAAACAGCUUCAGGAUGCCGAGUCGAAUCCGCACAAGCGGCUACACAACCGUCACAACGUGAAGAAGGCAAUAAAGAAGGCAGUCAAAGUAGUUAAAGCUGCCAUAGCUUUACAACAAUUGCCAAUUGCCACUAUCUUUGGAGCCUCAUCUACCAGUUCCGCAUCCGCAUCCGAGCCAGAUCAAGAUUCAACAUCCGAAGAAGAGGAAAUAAAACCAAGCAAAAAGCAGCCUGAAGGCCACGCAGCUGAUGUUUUGAGAAGAGUGACGACACGCCGCAAGUCACAACAUAAGCAGGUGACUAAUGGUGAUCCGGACAGUGCAAUUCCGGAGGACCAGUCUGCUUCCCAUCGAAAGGCAUCGGCUGAUCGGUUCUCCAAAUCGAUGGAGAAGUUGAACAAAGAGUGGGAAGCUCAACGAGCAGCCAUUCCUCGAGAGAAAGCCACCUCUCAAGAGGCAGCCAUGCUUCCGCAAUCUACUAUGACUAGCGUAUCUGUGGUUAAUGACGAUGUCAAGGUCCACAACGACGUCAAAUACACAAGGAGACAUAACGGUUUGUUUGAGGGAAAGCAUGUUGCGCCACCUCAGCUUUUGACUAUCGACGGUGAAGAUUAUGUCGAGUAUCGAGUUCUGACCAAGCCAACUAUGUUCUAA